Phoenix dactylifera (date palm) is the source of this 2484-nucleotide messenger RNA. NCBI's taxonomy places the organism in Eukaryota, Viridiplantae, Streptophyta, Magnoliopsida, Arecales, Arecaceae. The record is from RefSeq and is a predicted model, not a curated record.
AUGCCUGAGGAUUGGAAGGCCACCUUCAUCACGCUCAUUCCGAAGCGCAAGGAGGCGGUAGAGCCGGGACACUUUAGGCCCAUCAGUUUGUGCACAACCUUGUAUAAGGUUGUGGCGAGAAUAAUGGUGGGCAGGAUCAAGCCUCUAUUGCCGGGCAUUAUCAGCCAAGAGCAGGGGGCCUUUGUGGCGGGGAGAAACAUUUCCCACAAUGUUAUGUUGGCUCAGGAGAUGAUGUGGGAUCUUCAGCGAGCAUCGAAGCGGCGCAGCUUGAUGGUAGUCAAGCUAGAUAUGGAGAGGGCAUAUGAUAGGAUCAGGUGGAGCUUUCUGCGGAAGGCUUUAGAGACCUACGUGGUUGAGGCUGUGCAGUGCUUCUUCACUCAGGCAGCUAUGCCUGAGGAUUGGAAGGCCACCUUCAUCACGCUCAUUCCGAAGCGCCAGGAGGCGGUAGAGCCGGGACACUUUAGGCCCAUCAGUUUGUGCACAACUUUGUAUAAGGUUGUGGCGAGAAUAAUGGUGGGCAGGAUCAAGCCUCUAUUGCCGGGCAUUAUCAGCCAAGAGCAGGAGGCCUUUGUGGCGGGGAGAAACAUUUCCCACAAUGUUAUGUUGGCUCAGGAGAUGAUGUGGGAUCUUCAGCGAGCAUCGAAGCGGCGCAGCUUGAUGGUAGUCAAGCUAGAUAUGGAGAGGGCAUAUGAUAGGAUCAGGUGGAGCUUUCUGCGGAAGGCUUUAGAGACCUACGGUUUUCAUAGGAGAUGGAUUGGUUGGGGUGCGUGCACUAGUCGGGAGCUGGAGGCCUAUGUCCCAGCACCGGGGGUGGGACCUAUCUCUCAUUUAUUGUUUGCUGACGACUGUCUUCUUUUGACCAGGGCGCAUGCUUCUGAUGCACGGGUACUCGCUAGAGUGCUGGCAGGUUACUGCGCGGCGUCCGGACAGAGAGUUAACUUCAUGAAGUCAGCCAUUCGGUUCAGCCCUAGCACGGAGAUUAGAGUCAGACUGGAGAUCAGGAGGAUUCUGCAGAUACCAGAGCAGGAGGGGACAUUGGUCUACCUGGGAGUCCCUAUCACAGGCCGGAGACUGCGGGUGAUAGAGUGCUCCGGGCUGGUACAGCGGGUCGAGGCCAGGCUGGAGGGAUGGAGGGCAUCAUCUCUAUCCAUGAUGGGGAGAUUGACACUGGUCAGAUCGGUGUUAGGAUCUAUGCCGGUAUAUCUCAUGGCCAACACUGUGGUCCCAAAGACGACUCUGCUGAAGAUUGAACGUCUUCUUCGGAGCUUCUUGUGGGGGUCUCAUAGUGGGGGCCAUGGGGUACAUCUGAUGGCUUGGGAGCACGUCUGCCUCCCCAUCAGUGAGGGUGGUCUGGGAGUGCAUUCCCUCUUGGAGCGGCGUGAGGCCCUUGUUGCUCGACACGCAGCUCGCUUCUUGCUGGAGCCGCAGGGGCUUUGGAGCAGGGUGAUGGCAGCCAGAUUUGGCCGAGGGGGCUCUGAGGUGGCACGGAGUGGCCGCCGAACUUCCUUUAUGUGGCGCGAGAUUGUGAGGUAUUUGCCGACUGUGUCGGCUAACACCAGGUGGCUGAUAGGCGAUGGGCGGAGCGUCGAUGUGACCGAUGAUCCAUGGGUGGACACUUUGCCUCUGAGAUGUUGGCCGACGAUGGUGGAUACUGAGGCAGCGGAGGGGCUUCGGGUGUGUGACCUCCUAGCACCAGGGAGGACAGAGUGGGAUGAUACCAGACUACAUCAGCUGUUUGGGACACAUCUUGCUGCGAGGGUACGGUCCCUUCCAGUACCAGAUUGCGAGGGGCCAGACGUUAGGGUCUGGGGCACCUCAUGCAGGGCCAGUGUCAGGCUGGGUGAUCUAUCCCGGGUCAUCCAGCAGGAGCAUGAGCGAGGACCAGACUGCGCCUGGAUUUGGAGGUCCGGCCUCCAGCCGAGGGCAGCACUCUUUUUAUGGAAGGUGAUGUGGGAUCGCCUUCCGACGAGAGCAGUGUUGAGCCGGCGUGCUUUGGGGAUCCCCGCGGAGUGCGGGGUUUGCAGUGUUGAUGAGACUGUGGAUCAUGUUCUAUUUCAGUGCACUUGGGCGAGAUCGACAUGGCUGUGGACAGGUGGCUGCCAGUUGUUCGUCACAUCAGUUCCAGGGGCAGAGCUGCGAGCUGCCUGGGCAGGUCUUCGCCAUGCUCGACAGGUGCUGCAGGCCAGCUCGAUCAUCCUGGAGGGUGACUCGGCCACAGUUAUUGGCUGGAUCCGGCGGGGACUGAGUGGUGAGAGCAUCGACCAUCCUCUGAUCCGGGACAUUAGGAUGAUGGUGAGGGAUGGCGUGGCCUUUGAGGCCAAGCAUGUAUUCAGGGAGGCCAACAGGGCGGCUGAUUGGGUGGCUGCAUUCGCGGCCCACCACUCUGGAUACGCGCUGUGGGUGGGAGAGAGAGAGUUGCCAUUGGCACUUCGUGAGAUUGUGUAUUUUGACUUUAUUGGGUGUAUUCAGACACGCGUUGUCUGA